Molecule: messenger RNA, 3616 nt
Organism: Aplysia californica (California sea hare)
Lineage: Eukaryota; Metazoa; Mollusca; Gastropoda; Aplysiida; Aplysiidae
Source: RefSeq, a predicted model, not a curated record
AAGACUCCGACUGAAAGUGAAGUCCUGUAUUUGUCAGCGCCGUUCUAAGUACCGCUGAUCAAUUGCCCUGAGACCGUGAGAGACUGAAUCGGGAAUGGUUAUAGGUCUAUAAAAACGUUUUAAGGUUGAAAUAGAAAAGGUUCCGCAGAGCUUUCUAUAGGACUAUAGGGCGUGUGUACAUAGAUUUUGUCAGUCCUCGGCCAAGAGGGGCUGGAACAGAAGCUACAAGUCAGCCCGUUGAAUAUCUAUAAAUAAAGUAUUAAAGGUUAGAGGAGGAUCCUCGUCUGUUCAGGCAGUGGAGGGUUCAGUACUAAUUUUGGGCACAGAAAGAAAUGUGAUCUCGUGUGUUUGCUUCAUAGUUAGAGGGCAAUUUCGAACAGUCAAGAUAUUAUUCAAGAAGGAUUAGCUCAGACAGACUGCAAGUAAUGAUAACUCACUCUAUGAACAGAAUGCAGACACUUCUGAGCACCUCGUUCUUCCCACGACGAUGCCCGCUGUGGACGUCCACUCACUGACAGGUCAUGGCUCGACUGCCCCCUUACCCCUUACCCCUGACCCUUGACCCCCGACCCGCUCCGAAUCCUGCUGACGUCACAUCCUCUCUGCACCAGCUGCUCGUGGACGCGUACACCGGGAAGGACAUCACUCGCCCCAGAGACCUCUACACCUUCCUCAGCAUCGGACAUAUCCCAGACGUCCCCGCUUUCCCCAGGAAGUUGCUCCGCUCCCGAUCCGUCCACGCCAUCAGGCCCAAACGAGUGACAUUUGAGAAAGAGGAAAGCUUCCACCGACGGAAAAGUCUCGGCGAAGACGCGAGCUCGUACGUGCACUUUGACCUGCAGCAUAACCCUCCUCUGUUGCCCCUCCCCGCCAUCAAAACUGACUUUCUUAUUGACCCCGAGGAAAAUAACGACCAAGACAAUCCGGACAACGAAGCGGAAAAGGAUGACGUCAGUGAAUCUGACAGCAUUCCCAAAAUUCCUAUCAGUUUAUUAAGAGGCUACCAUAAAGUAAACAUUUCUACGACGUACAUUUUCGCUCCCGAUGAACGCCUAACGGAAACGGUAAAGUAUAACCCUAAGGCUAUACUUCCUCAAAUCUCUCCGCGGAAAAAACCAAAACACCCUCGCAAAGAUCAAAGGCAAUGUAGCUCCAAUCAGUCAAACUCCAGCUCAGUUCUUUCUCUAGAGAUAGGCGGCACGAACCAGAGCAGCGCUGAGAGCUCUCCGAGGAAGAAGUACGAGAUUGUGAACACCACCCCUCGACGACAGAGCAACAAAUCCGUGGAGCCGAUCUUCGGCGUCCGCCCAGAGUGUUUGUUUAUUGAAAACCAGCUCGGGGACAAAAACCCGUUAGUGAGAGACCCGGCGAGGUCCAAAAUGUCGCAGGAGAUGCCGACAAAGAGUGGAGGGGCGGGGAUGUUGCAGGACCUGAAGGACUACUCAGGGUACCCGGACAUUUACUGGAAACUCCGCGCGGAUACUGUGGCGCAGCCCAAUGACCUUGAGGCAGACAUGAUUGACCGUGACCUCUACCGGCUGCGACAGAUCUCCACUCUUAAACUCAACACUGUCGAGCGGACGUUUCAGGUAAAAGUGACAUCUCUCAAACUCUCGGACCCGUCUUCGAAAGAAAAACCCCCGGAAGCUGUGACGUCAUCCCCACUUCACCAUGACAACAACAGCCCGGCGGGGAACCUGGAGCAGCUCAUGAUCAACGCCACGAGCCCGGGUUUGGGCGCCACUGACACGAGCGGUCAGCCAACUGCCCGCCACGGAACGAUCAAGGAGGAAGUAGACCCGGUCAGCAUCACGCCCCGAGAAGCCGUCGCCGCCUCCCUGGACGCCUACCAUCGCCAUCAACGGGGACGAGAGUCAGAGGAGAACUUAAAUUUCGGCAAAAUCUCCGUGGAAAAACUGCACCAGAAUAAGAAGAAGCGACAGAAGCAAACGGUGAAAACGACGCUGGUUCGAGUGGAUUUGGCUACGGUUGAUCAAUACAAUAACAACAACAAUAACAGGCCCCAACGGAAGGGCCUCCUGCAUCCCAUGAAAUACCGACAGCCCCAGCAGAAUGGACAUAGUUCUGUUUCCGGUCAUGCGCUGGCGGGCCACGAACCCGAUAGCAAUCACGCUCCGGGUCAAGGAGAGCAGGUUACACUUAAGGAAGGUCAAGGUCAUAACCCUGAAGAUGGUCACGAGACGGCGGGAGGGGAGGAGACGUCAUGGCCGGCUGGAUCAGCUUUGGACGCCCCUGCUGGAGCUGCUGGUGGUGGUGGGGUAGACAAAGCGUCCAGUAAAGCCGCCUCUACAACCGCGGGCGUGGCCACCAUUUUGUUUGACCCUCCAACAGCCGCGAGAACCAUGACCCACUGCUCUCUCCUCGAACCCAUGGCCUCCACGUUCGUGUACGGCCCCUCUACCAUCGGGCCGGUGGAAGAGAGCGGUGAUGAGAGGUCAGUCAUUAUUCAGAACACACACCCAACGCCUGAGGGGUCCCUCGCUGGGAAUGUUUCUCAAAAGGGAGGAGGAUUAGGAGGGGGUGUGGUUAACGGAAACCCCUCCCAGCAACCCAUUAAGACUCACCAUCUGGAAGUGUUCAGCGAAAGAAAGGAAUCCUUGAAGCCAAUCAAAAUCCCGACAGGUCGGACUACGUACCACCCUGGAAUGCCAGCUUAUAGGCUGGAUCUGGUCAACUACCCCCCUAGCAACGCUCGGCAGAGUUGUGGACGUUCCAACAGCGCUGGUCCACCAGACAGCCGGCAGACAGCUCUCACUGCCGCCACUUUGCAAUCCCAGAACCGCCCCUUUUCCUCACGACACGCCCACUCCACACGCCCCCUCUCAUCGAGACACACCCACACCUCCAUGACAGCCAACGUAGAGCUAGCGCGCAUGCCCCGGUCUGCAGACAGCGCAGGGGUCAACAUCCGGUUUGCGGGGCAAGGGGAAGUAAUUCUUACGAGUUCUUCGAAGGAGAAGAGGGCAGGAGCAGUGACCUCUCGGUAAAUCUGGCAAAAGUGCUCGACUGACUCCACAAGCUGGUUCUUUGUUCUGUCCAAGAUGCUAGUUAAUCGCAACCUUUGAAUUACAAAGUUCUUUCUGGCAUCUUUGGCGAUUUUGAAUUACUAAGACCAAGAGGUCAGAAACCAAAUAUGCUGUCUGACCUAUCAAAAUCGUAAGAUUAUUCGGAGGCGUUACCAAGACAUUCAAAGCAUUGCAUUCGAAAAAACUUGACGUGUUGUGAACCCAACAUUUUUUACAUCACAUUUGUCAAAACUUGGUACCGAGCAGAUAGAACUUUAUAAUUCUAAGAUAGCGAAAUCGCAAACAAACGAUAGAAACUCCCCAUUCUUGAAACGACCCAAGAGUGUAGUUUAUGUUAUGCUCUGCUGGUAUGCGUACUGCUUCUGAUGACAAUGGUCCAGGUCUCUCGUCAGACCAGCAAUGCGUGCCAGAAAAUGCUGGCUAUAGUCUAUAACGUUCCCUGUACGAGGAAGGAAUCGCCAUUCUGUACCCUGCUGUGAUAUCUCACUUUGAUAAAUAAUAUUAUGUUGAUUGUACCGAUAGAAGUAUUUGUACAAAUAGAUGAGAUGCUGUUACGUUCACUCAAACAA